CUUUCAGUUUAAAAAAUGAAGUUUGGCUGGACACUCUGUUGGUCUCUGCUGGCCCUGCCAGUGAUCGUGGUCAGCGGCCAAGAUCUGAGCGAUCCCGACCUACAGUCGAUGCUGACCGAGUACUCGUCGGAGCACAUGACGGAGAGCUAUCGCUUCAGCUACGCCACCGCCGAUGGACAGUUUCGUGAGGAAACCGGAAUGUUGAUGAACCCGGGAACCCCGCAGGAGGAGCUGGUUGUGGUGGGAAUGUACGGUUACGAGACCGACGACGGAACCCAGGUGAUGGUUAUGUACGUCAGUGGGAAGGGUGGCUACAAGGCGAAGACCAAGUUUCGGAAGCUGGCGGAAUCGGAGCGGAAAAAGAAGCUGCUUAGUUCGCUGAUUGGAUAGGUCAAUAAAAGAGGCUGAAGCUGUGAUUAAAUGUGUGAUGAACUUUUCAUUGUGAGCUUUUUAAAAGUGCUUUAACCAAACCGUAACAUUUUUGACAAGAGAUCAAAUUAAACGGAAUACCAUCUGUAUUUGUA
Messenger RNA from Culex pipiens pallens (northern house mosquito), 524 nucleotides. Its product is annotated as endocuticle structural glycoprotein SgAbd-2-like. The record is from RefSeq and is a predicted model, not a curated record. NCBI's taxonomy places the organism in Eukaryota, Metazoa, Arthropoda, Insecta, Diptera, Culicidae. The coding region runs from base 16 to 390 and encodes 124 amino acids. Gene Ontology annotation, molecular function: structural constituent of chitin-based larval cuticle. Gene Ontology annotation, cellular component: chitin-based extracellular matrix. The transcript has 2 exons.